AUGCUUUCAAAAUAUGAAUUUUCCAACAUUGAUGAACGACAACAGAAUAUACUUGUUAUUCCGAGUGCCAAAAACUAUAUUAAUCAUAAUCCUGCUACACAAUUGAAAAGAAGAAAAUUUACCCAGCAACAUCUACCAUUUGAAAAAGCAAGCCCAUUAACUCAGACCAUCUUCAACUGCCGAAAACUAUCGCAAAAACAAGGCGCACACUCUAACAUAGCAAUGCAAGCAGCAGGAUUUCGUUACACAGGUGUAGAAGACACUGCUCGCUGCGAUACCUGCGGCCUGGAAGUAUCUAAUUGGACAUUGGAUAUGAAACCCUUCAGUAUCCAUACUCAACAGAGCCCAGAAUGUGCUUUUGUCCGUUCACUAGUGGUUGCCGUUUCUGUCAAUACGUUCUCUAACACCACACUCUCAAUAAUGAACAAACUUGCAGAUGAUCAUGAAAAACCUUCAAAGAGACAGAAACUCGAAACAGAUCGAGAGUAUUUACCAACGCCCGUUCUCGUUGAAGUGGAUAAACUGAAACGGUUACGAAAAAGAACAUUCUCACAUUGGUCUCAGCGAAUGGCUCCAUCAAGUGUGAAAAUGGCGAAAGCAGGCUUCUUUAGUUGUAAUGUUGGUGAUCGAGUGAUAUGCUUGUAUUGUAACCUUAUUUGUCAAAAUUGGAAUUCUGAGACUGACGAUCCAUGUGCUAUACACAAAGCAUUAUCACCACGAUGCCCGUAUGUAAUUGCAAUGACAAACCGCCAAGAUAUAGCCUCGAUAUUGAUUCUUAAUGGGCUUUCUACAAAUACGAAUAUCGUAGAACCGAUUUGUUGCGAUGAAAUAGUGCACGCAACUCCAUGCCACACUGAAUAUAUGGGGAUUCCUCGUCGACAAGUAUCAUUUGAGACAUGGCCAAACGAAAAUCUUCCGCUCGUCGAUGAAUUAGUACGAGCAGGUUUCUUCUAUACAGGCUCCGAUACAACCGUCACCUGUUUCUACUGCGGUGGGUCAUUGCAAAACUGGAGCUCAACAGAUAACCCAACGGUUGAACACGCGCGUUGGUUUCCAAACUGUGCCUAUAUUAAACAAUUAUGUGGACCAGACCUAUAUCGAAAGGUUCAAGAGCUAAAAAAAGCUCAAGAAGAUGAACAUAAACCUGACGGUCAACAAGUAGGUCGAGGACUAUUAAAUGUAACAGAUGAAAGUUUACUCUCACGACUUGUUGCUGCUCGGCUUGAUUUGACAGUUUCCCAGCGGCUACUCGAUGAAAACUAUCGAAUCUCUAUAAUCAAACGCUGUUGGGAAGAUCAAUUGAGACUUAAGCGUGAUGAUUUUCUUGAUGAUUGUGAACUUUAUUUGAGCUGCGUUAUUUUGGAUAAGCAAAUACGUAUUAUCGAUGGUAGGAAAGAAAACAUUACUAUCCCGUAUCAAGCAAUGAAGGAACUUCGUGAAAAAGAACAGCAAAGAACUUCUGCCCGCGUGGAAGGUGCGAGUACGUCGACACCAUCAGAAUCGAAUGUUAAUGAUGCGGAUGUCUCCGAAUCACGAAAUAUGGAUAUGGAAAAUUCUACUUCAAAAGUAUCUGUAUUACCUAUUAAAAUAGAAAAGCAGACAGAAAACUUGCAACUGUCUAAUCCAUGCGUUCGUGUUUAUCUUGCGGCAACUCUCUCCGAGCAUGCACCAAUCCCAAUUCCAAACAAUCCGACUCCGAUUCCGAUUCUAGAAUCGAAUGGAAUUGGUUGGAAUCGGAAUCGAAUUGAUUCGAAACUGACAUGUGAUAGUUAA
Messenger RNA from Adineta ricciae, 1773 nucleotides. The record is from the annotation of a GenBank genome assembly. NCBI's taxonomy places the organism in Eukaryota, Metazoa, Rotifera, Eurotatoria, Adinetida, Adinetidae.